GCUGGUGCAGAAGUGCUGGGAAGGAGUGGUUGCGAGGGGAGCGUUGGUGAGGGUGGAUUAGAGCGCUGUUGUGUGUAACUGGUGAAAGAACUUGCGUUAGUCGAUUGCCGUGUGUGCUUUGUUGUGUUUUCAGUUUACGUCUUGUCUUAUCAUUAUAAGUAGAACAUGAAUUAUCAGUGAUCCGUUAAAUCCAGCCCCGCGAGUGAUUAGCUUACUGAGGAGUGGAGGUAGAUGCCAGGUUUUGUAUCUUUGUUGUGAAAUAAACCAGCCACCAAGCUGGCUGGCAGUCCAGUUGUGUCGGGGGUCGAUGACCCCCGUACGAUGCUGGACUGGGAAGAGGGGGAUAGAUUUUCUUUCGAGGAUUCUGAUAGGUUCGAAGAGGAUUCACUGUGCAGUUGGAGCAGUGAACCCGAAUCUUUGUGCAACAAUUGGAGAGGAUGGAAGAGACCAACUUUAGGAUCUGGCACUUUUGGAUUGUUGAAGAGGACACCAGAAGAUGCUACUGGAUUCCAAGUGCCGCCAUUAGCUGAACUGUCGGCGAGAUGUGUCGCAGCACACAUACCUUUCGAGCUGGUGGAGCACGUUUUCCCGCCAGUACCCGAACAGCUGCAACUCCGCAUUGCCUUCUGGAGCUUCCCCGACAAUGAGGAGGACAUCCGGCUGUAUUCUUGCUUAGCAAAUGGCAGCGCCGACGAGUUCCAACGUGGCGAGAACCUGUUCAAGAAUCGUGCAGUUAAGGAACCCCUACAGAUAGGUUUUCAUUUGAGUGCGAGUGUGUGCCCACCCCAGAGUGUCGGGCAGGUCCGGGCGCAGUACAAUGUUGCAGUGACGUUUGACCGGAGGCGCAUCACUUCCUGCAACUGCACCUGCUCUUCAACUGCAUACUGGUGUUCGCACAUAGUGGCUGUGUGCCUCCACAGGAUACAUCUGCCCAAUCAAGUGUGCCUGCGGGCUCCUGUGAGUGAGUCAUUGUCACGGCUGCACAGGGACCAACUCCAGAAGUUUGCUCAGUAUCUCAUCAGCGAGCUGCCGCAGCAGAUACUCCCGACUGCGCAAAGGCUGCUGGAUGAGCUGCUGUCGUCACAACCAUCAGCCAUCAACAGUGUUUGUGGAGCUCCUGACCCUACAGCAGGCGCAUCAGCAAAUGACCAGACAUCAUGGUAUCUAGAUGAGAAGACACUUCACGACAACAUCAAGAAGAUUCUCAUAAAAUUUUGUGUGCCAGCUCCAAUAGUAUUCAGUGACGUGAACUACUUGAGCACUACAGCUCCUCCGGCAGCAGCAGAAUGGAGCAGCCUGCUGCGGCCACUCAGAGGUCGCGAGCCCGAGGGGAUGUGGAACCUGCUGUCGAUUGUUCGGGAGAUGUUCAAGAGGAAUGACCGCAAUGCUAUCCCAUUGCUCGAAAUUAUAACUGAGGAGUGUGUUGCAUGUGAACAGAUUCUUGUGUGGUGGUUCAAUACAAAAGUAGCACUCCACAAUGGAAGUUCGGGGCACGGAGGAGGAAAACAUGGCAGUGUGAACAGUAAUAGUCACACAUCGCAGCAUGCAUGUUCUUCACUGUGCGAUGAGAUUGUUAUUCUCUGGAGGUUGGCAGCUCUCAACCCUGGGCUGUCUCCUGAAGAGAGGCAACUGCUUCAUGGACAGUUCUCCGACUGGCAUCUCAAGAUUAUUGAAAAGGUAACAAAGAGCCGUGGUGCUGCACUGGCAGGCCCACAAGGUCUGACAGGAAGUGGGCCAGGGACCCACAACAGAAAUGCCAACAGCUUCCGCAAUGAUGUGGAAAUAUUCUCUGGCUUCAAGCCAGCCAUUGAAGCGUGCUACCUGGAUUGGGAUGAUUACCCUCUGCCUGGCAUCACAUACCAGGGGGGCGUCAGCCUCUUCUACAGGUGUCCCUUCACGUGCUUCAGGCACGCCGGAGACCAGUCUCGCUCUGACCAUGUUGUCAACCAGGUGAACUCCUCACAAGCGGUUUUGAAUUGUGAACAUCCAGCUCAGCCAUCACACCAUCACCACCACCAUCACCAUCGACAUCACAACAACUUGAACCAGUUCCUCCCUGUCCCACAUACACGGCCACACGUGAGCUGCCAUGGGGGCUCUCGCUCUUCCACGUGUCUGACUACUAUAGACUUCCCAUAUCGAGAGCGUAGGCGGCACCACUCUCGUCAUGAUUUUGGUGGCCACAUUCCAAAUGUUGAUAUGGUGGUACGAUUUCAUCGUAUUGUACAUGGACUUGGGUCACCAGCAGAUGGUGAUGACACACGUGAUGGAAACCGUUCAAGUGUUAGUAGUGAAGGUUUCUGUGAAAAUGACCCGGAUGGUGACAUGCUGAUGGACAGCAGUGUGCUAAUGAGACCGGAACUCCGUAUGCCUGCAAUGUGUGGUGUCGGGGAUACAGACUCUCAGGAGGGAGGCAGCAGCGACUCUGCCAGCAGCAUCGGGAGUGGCGUGCAUGCAGCAGUAAGAGGUAUUCCUGUGGCUGGCAAUGAGGCAACUAGUCACAGAAUUUCAUCGCACCUCUUGCAAAGUGGUCACGAUUCAGUGUUUGACCUUCCCGACCUAGAUAUGGCACGUCACGCCACUGUUUCACCUCGCCGCGAUACUGCAGAUGCUGAUUCAGACACUUCUGCGGGUGGUAUUUCGCCCUCCGAAGACAUAGAAGGAUUGCGGAGGCCGUCCAAAGAUGGAUCAUUUUCUUCAUCAAAUUCUGACUCCCAGCAGUCUGGAGACGAGUAUAACCUUUAUUAUUACGAUCCUAAGGCUUUGACUGCUGGAUCGAGUAAUAAUGCAAAUGAAAAUUCCAAGUCUGCAGGGAAGAAUGAUCCUGUGGUACCUGCCUCAGUUUUUGCAAACUUGAGGAAGACUGAGGAUCCCUGGGACAUCCUGUUUGCUAGAGCAGAGGGUCUACAUGCACACGGACACGGGAAAGAAGCCUGCACUCUAGGUGUGCGCCUCGCAGAGGAACUUCUCGCCAACCCUCCGGACCUCAUGAUCGAGUUGCCACCAAUGCCCACAAAAGGGAAGAGAAAGAAGCAACAAAUAAAUCCUGUGUCUCAUCAAAUAAGCUGUCUAGCAUCGGCUACACUAGCUAAGUGUGCCUUCCUGUGCACAGUACUGGCAGAAAAUCUGGAACAUUCCCACCUGGCAUUCAGGGUGGGUUUGUUUGGACUUGAAAUGGCUCGUCCACCGGCAAGCACCAAGCCACUCGAAGUGAAACUAGCAAAUCAGGAGUCAGAAUUAGUAAGUCUCUUGAAGCGCAUCCCUUUAGGAGCUUGGGAACUUAAAAUUAUUCGGGAACGUGCAGAGCAACUAAAAGACGGAACAUUGCGAUCUCGUGGGGAAGCUCUGCUCCCAAUCAUGCUUGCCAGCUAUCUUUUUGAUGUGCUUGUCAUGCCAGGAGGACGGGAAGUGAGGUGUCAGUUGCAGAAUCAGUCACUGCGGUUGCCAACAGAUGAGACUCUGGGUUUUGAGGCUGCAGUUGCUGCUCUUGGCUUGAAAGCUAAUGUGUCGGAGGCUGACCACCCACUCCUCUGUGAGGGAACUCGAAGACAGAGAGGUGACCUUGCAAUUGCACUUCUGGUCCAUUACAAGGAUGAUCCAAACAAGAUUUCCAGAAUAAUGGACAAGCUUUUAGACAGGGAAGUUCAUCAGUUGGUAAAAACUACCAUCCAUGCGUCUUAUUAUUCAAACAAUCCACCUACCAGGAGUCAUUUGAGCAAGGUUUCGGGUCGAAGAAAAGAAGAACAGAGCUCAGCAGAACCUCCUCUAGGGGCAGUAGUCAAUUCUGUUGGGACAUCAUCAGAUGGCUUGCUUCCAGAUGUUGCUCCUGGCUGUUCUGGCAGUCGUCCACACAGUGCAACAAGUGCGGAGUUGGAGCAGGCAAUGUCGGGACUUUGCAUUAGUAGUCCUCCAAACCCCAUGCCACCACCUCGUACAAAGGAGUCGCGGUACAAGGGCAAGCGUGCAUAUCCGUCCGUCCCGAACCAGCCAUCUGAAGCUAGUGCCCACUUUAUGUUCGAACUAGCCAAGACAGUUUUGUUGAAGGCUGGCGGCAACAGCAGCACGUCACUCUUCACGCAGGCUUCCACGUCACAGAAUCAUCAUGGCCCACACCGUGUGUUGCAUAUAUGUGCAUUCCAGCUGGGUCUUUACGCACUUGGACUUCACAACUGUGUGUCGCCAAACUGGCUCAGCCGCACAUACUCUUCACAUGUCUCUUGGAUAACAGGUCAGGCCACAGAGAUUGGAGCACCAGCUAUUUCCUUCCUAAUAGACACGUGGGAAGGCCACCUUACACCACCAGAAGCAGUCAGUAUUGCUGACAGAGCUUCACGCGGUUGUGAUGCCAACAUAGUACGGGCAGCGGCUGAGCUUGCACUGUCCUGUUUGCCCCAUGCACAUGCACUCAACCCAAAUGAAAUACAGCGAGCUAUAUUGCAGUGCAAGGAGCAGAGCGAUCAGAUGCUUGAGCAGUCCUGUCUUACUGUUGAAAAUGCGGCAAAAGGUGGUGGUGUGUAUCCUGAAGUACUGUUUCAGGUUGCAAAGCACUGGUAUGAACUUUACAUGAAGCACUCCCCUGGCACAGGAGACCAGCCUACUGAGGCCGAAGUGCAGCCUGAGCCCCUGCAGUUGGAUCCUAAAGGCCUGGUAGCCCUCGUAGAGGCGCAGCAUGCGGCUGCAGCCACCGCGACGGCAGUUGUUGUGACUACAGCUGUGCCCCCGCCCUACCCGGCUCCACCGCCUCAUCCCGUGACGACUCUGGCUCCACUGCCGUAUGCCGCUGUCGCGCCCUACGGGUUCGUUCACCACCACCGACACAACCACGCCCGCGCCCACACAUUCCACCCACGAGCGGUCGCCUUGCCACCUCCCCCACACUUGCAGAUGUAUCUCGCACAGCCUCCGGCAGCGGCCGCAGCUGCUGCUGCCUUCCAGCAGCACAGAGGAGCUGCUGCCACAGCACCACCUGGAGCUCCAACCCCUCUGCAGUACUAUGGUACUGCUGUAACACUGGCUCCGGCACCAACAACCGCCGGUGCUGUGGGUGUCCGUGUUGCUGUUACGGGCACUCCAGCAGCUCCGCACCACCAUGUAUAUUCGGCUGCCAUUCAGCAGGUAACCAAUGGCGGAGCAGCGGUGAUGGUAGCGAGUGCGCCACAGCACCAGCACCAGCCACAGCCGCUGCCACAUGCGCAGCAGCAACAGCAGCAGCAGGCGCAACACCAGCAACAGGCACAGCACCAACAGCAACAAGCGGCGCAGCCACCUGCCACCCAGGCGCAUGGCGUUCAGGUCCUGCUGGCCGGGGCCCCAACGCCAGCCGCAAUGGCGGUUGCUGCUGCGCCCCAACAGCCGCAGCAGCAGAUGCAGCUGCCACAGCAGCAGCCGGCCAUGAUGCCCGUGCAGCAAGUCGUCAGACCUGCACCGUCCCCACCGCAGCAGCCUCAGCAGGUACACAGGCAACAACAGCAACAGCAGCAGCAGCAGCAGCAGCAGCAACAACAACAACAACAACAACAACAACAACAACAGCAGCAGCAGCAGCAACAGCAGCAGCAGCAGCAACAACAACAACAGCAGCAGCAACAACAGCCUCAACAACAGCCUCAGCAACAACAGUACUCACAGGUGCAGUUGCGCUACCUUUUGGCAGCAUACCGGGUGGGUAUGCUGGCGCUAGAAACACUAGCACGGCGAGUUCACGAUGACCGACCGCAAGCAAAGUAUGCUCGCAACCCUCCGUAUGGUGAGGAUGUCAAGUGGCUGCUUGGUAUUGCCAAGAAACUGGGAACACAAUACUUACACCAGUUUUGUAUAUGUGCCGUGAAUAGUAUUGUCAGUCCAUUUGUACUGCACGAUGUGGCCUUGGAGGCUGCACAUUAUCUUGCUCGUAACAACCCGAGCCUCAUAAUGCAGCAUUUACGUUCUGCACUUACUCCGCUUGUCCAGAAGUGCCAACAGAUGUAUAUUCAAUGCAUGCAUCAGAAACUUUAUCAUCUGACCGCAAGUGACUAUGAAGAUUUUGUUAAUAUUGUUUGCUCUGCAAGAGCUGCAUUCCAGAUUACACCUGAUGGCAAUACUCAGUUUAAAGAGUGGUUGCAGUCAAUACGAAGGUCUAAAUCUUGUAAGAAAGACCUGUGGGCACAGAUCAAUGCUGCAUUGCAAGCCAACAGCAAAUGACAAAGGCCAGACCUAGGUGCCCACUAUUCUUCUAGCAGCAGUCCCAGUAGUGGAAGCCCACAGUGUUCUGCCGUACUGCAGCUUGAGGCGCCCCCUCGGGACAUGUUUCCCUCUGUGAUUUCAAAUGCCACUCUCACUCAGGAUGUAAAUGGUAAUGCUACCAUUAUUACGGGCACUGGUGGUGCUUUGCAUCGAUUCCCUGGUACGGGAAUCACACUCACCGUGGGAGAAGGGUUGGCAGUGCGGUGGGAUAAUGGGCGUUUCUGUGUUACCGAGAAUGGGACACCGAGAGAACGGCAAAUCUUGUGGAAUGAGGAAUGUGGCAGAUAAUUGUGUAAAAGUCUGUACUAGUUGAUUUUCUAGUUGCUCUUUGAACAAAUUUGCCAAUUCUUUGGACAAAUGUGCAGUUCCUUUCCUUUCCUUUCUUGUAAUUUCUUUUUACAAACUGCGAUGUAACUGUGUAGAAAUCAUGUUGAAUGAUUUAGUGAUUAAUUUUUAUCUCUUUUGUAGCUGUGUGUGGAGACAAAAGAUAAAGAGAAAUGUCUGACUUUUUGAAGUCAUUAAGGAAAGCUUUUCAGUAGUGAAGUUUUGUGGUGUCGUGCAUGUAUAUGAUAUAAUACAACCUAAUUUUGUUGAGCUAAGAAAUUAAAAUCAUAUUGUGUUUUUUUUCUUUUUUUCAUUGUGUGUUCUCUCUUCAUUAGACUUAACUGUAAUUUCUACAUUAAGAAUUCAUUUCAGUCUUUGCAUUAGGACACUGUCAAUUAAGAACUCAGUACUUUAGUGAAAAUUACAUUUGAAUUUAUUUCUGGAAUUUGUGUGUUAAUUGAUACCACGUGAGAAUUUCUCAGCCUGACAGAACUGUUUCCUUCUCAUUCUCCAUUCAUUCCUUUUCCUGCUCUUUCCCUUUUCCAUGUGCACUUUCGUGAAAUGUUAUCCCCCCUCCGCCAAGUCUUUGUUGUUCCUGGCAGUUGUGUUCAGACUCAUUCACUCUCAGUAAAUAAUGGGAAGUUCAUAUUUCAUUUGUAAGUGUUCAGCAUUUAGAACAGCUCUAGUUAUCUUCAUUCUGCAUGUCUUUCUCAUGGUAAAUUGUUUGUCAGAUUGCUAUUUCUAAAUGAGUUUCUUAUCCAUUUGUAAUGUGCAUUCUUGUAGUGAGUCAGUCCUACCAAAUUUGUUGUUGAGGGCAGCAGUUUCAUUAGAGUUGAACUAGACAUCUACUCUUGAUAAUUUUAUAAAACUGUAACAGACAUACAAAACAUUGUAUUGCAACACCAAGCAUAGAAAAAGGUACAAAAUGAAAUGAUUGAUAUUUCAACAAUGCAGUUUUCAUUUACGUGCAGCAGUGAAUUAUUCUUUGCAUUUAUUCUUCAUCCUUGUCAUACAAAAAAAAGUAUGUCUGAUGUUCCUAAGUCCAGAAUACAUUACCCAUUUGAGUUAUUGGUGACACAAAUGUCACUGAAGAUUCUUGUGUGUGUGUGUGUGUGUGUGUGUGUGUGUGUGUGUGUGUGUUUUUCCUGAUAUGUCAUAUCAUCUACAGUUCAGAAGUAAAAUUUUACAGGCUGUAAAUCUUGUGCUUGGAUUUAUUGUGAACUGGAGAAUUUUAUUAUUUGCCUGUGAAGAGACAGCAGAGUAUGUUAAAGAUGCAUUGAUAGUUUGCUGGAAGUGAGAAUUCUUUCCUUGUUUAUUCAGUGAAUCCAUGUUUUCCAAGCUCAACUGUGGUUUGCCCCCAAUAGAAAGUUGUUCAUAUGCUGUUUGUAUCCAAAAGGCUUGCAUGAGGCUGGUAGCUGUAUGAAAUGUGUUUCUUUACAAGACAGUUGAAAUACAAUCAGCAUAUAAAUGAGUAAGAGUAUUUUCAGUCUGCAUUAUCAAACUCUGUGCUGGAAUGUAAAUUAAGAUGUAGAAGAUCAUGGAUAAGGCAUUUAUUAACUUAAAAUUGUAGUUCAGCCACCACAUUUAUGUACUCAGGAUAGCUGAAAUGUAGAAUAUAUUCUAGGUCUUACUCCUACUCCUGCGUAAUUAGAGGGCUGGACAAUUUUUUUUUAAAUAGUUCUGAAUCACAUGACUGCUUUAUAUUUUUACAUAACUCCUUGCAAAGGAAGAGGCAGCUUAAGCACAAGGGGAAAAUCUGACUUCUGGUUUAAGAUUCAUAUCAACAAGUAAUUAUACAGGAAACUGCAUGAUUGUUGCUACCAGCAACAUCGUGAAAAGAAUGUUGAAGUAAAGUGGAUUUGCAUUGUGCUGGUCUCAUGGACCUCCUUUUGUCAUUCCAAAUGUGUAUUAGCAGAAGCAAAUUUCUUUUCAUGCUUGGCAUAAUGUUGACUAUAAAGCGAAAAUUGUCUUGUGCAUUUGUUUCCAAAAUUGUGGUUGGUAUAAUGUUUAUAUGUGAUUCCCAAUUCCCUGUUUCAGAGUCAUUUAUUCAAAUUCUAAGGCAGAUGAAUUUAUUUAGUUAUUUUUAAUGAAUCUGCAUUCAGGUCCUAUAUAUCUUAAUUUUGUAAAUUAUUUUCUUUGAAAACUUCUUAAUUUGCUGACAUGUUGACACACCAGAAAGUGUCAUGCAAGAGAGAUGAUUCUUCACGUGUUGGACUUACCUAUCCGUUUUUAAAUCUUCAUUUACUGAUCUUAUAUGCAAUGUACUUGAGAAUGAUGGAACAUUAGUUCAGAUUUGUACAUGAAAAAUGAGAAACCUACAAAAAAAGGAAGUACAGGAGAAAACGGUGCAAAAAAACAAUAUGCAUCUGAAGCUCCCAGAACCACUGCUUCAUUAUUGCCGAAAGGAAAGAAAACAGUAGGGGUUGAGAAUUCUGAAUGGUUUUAACACAUUUUCAUUUAUUCCUUGUCUUUUUCAAUAUACCAGAUGAAGGUGUAGUUCAGAUUUCUAUCCGCAUUUCCAUAUUUGGCAGUAAGCACUACUUCAGAUCUAUGUUCAGAGGUUUUAUCUUUUUGACAAUUUUUUGCAUUUUAAAACAAUUGCUCAGAUUUUCUUUGUAAGUGUGUUUUAUAUGGCAGGUGCUCCGUUAUAAGAUAACAGUAGCAGUUAUGAAAGAAACAAAAACAGAAUAAUAGUCCCUAUAUUGCUUUCAGUUUUCAUCGUCAAAUG
Schistocerca piceifrons (Central American locust) is the source of this 9274-nucleotide messenger RNA. RefSeq names its product zinc finger SWIM domain-containing protein 8 homolog (gene Dora). The record is from RefSeq and is a predicted model, not a curated record. Gene Ontology annotation, molecular function: zinc ion binding. Lineage: Eukaryota; Metazoa; Arthropoda; Insecta; Orthoptera; Acrididae. Gene Ontology annotation, cellular component: Cul2-RING ubiquitin ligase complex. The coding region runs from base 322 to 6180 and encodes 1952 amino acids. The transcript is spliced from 25 exons.